Thermothielavioides terrestris NRRL 8126 is the source of this 1505-nucleotide messenger RNA. RefSeq lists its product as uncharacterized. The record is from RefSeq and is a predicted model, not a curated record. The coding region runs from base 99 to 1304 and encodes 401 amino acids. The transcript has a single exon. Lineage: Eukaryota; Fungi; Ascomycota; Sordariomycetes; Sordariales; Chaetomiaceae.
CCCAGGUCCGUCUCGGUGGUGUCCUGAUUUCAUUCAUUUCCGGUCCCUAAAUCCCAUACACUCCCCACAAUCGCUUGCUUCAACUAACUUUCAUCAUCAUGGGGAAACCGACUGCUUCCCCAAUUCCCGGCAUUGCCGGAAGCAGCUCCAGCGACGCCGAUGCCGUGUCGCUCCAUACCCAGCCCGGCGACCGGGCAUUUGACGAUGAUGUGCCGGAGCUGCAACCCGACGACCUCCCUCCUCUCUAUACAGAUAUUGAGCCAAACGCCGCCGCCAAUGCGCCGCUGCUUCCCAACAUCCACCAACCAGACUAUGUCACGGACGCCCUGCGUGACGGCCAAGGGCUGCAUGAAAUCGAUGCCGGCUCAACUGUUGAAUUCUUCAUGCACCCGCGCCUGGAUAACGAGCCGGGCGUACUUGAAAAGCAGAUCAGACUCUCCGCGGAGAAGCCGCCGCGGUCGUUUGUCCGCAUCCGUGGGACCCACACUCAGAUGGUCGAGGAGAAAGGCAAGCGGGAGAAGAAGACGGUCACGGACUUCGACGUGUCGGUCGAGCUGACACCCUAUCUCUUUUCCGACGCCACGAGGGGCGUGUCGUGGAAGGAACUGCGCACCGUUGAGAACCAGGAGAAGGCGCGGCGCGGGACCAUCCUGCGGAAACGGGCGCCUGGCGUGAAGCGCGACAUCGAGAUCACCGAGCCGAAGCCGACGCUGGCGGAGUGGUGCCAUCGGUACUGCGCCAGCCAUGCCGGGGUCAAGAGCUUCGUGCUGCAGCGGCGGGUGGUCGGCUUCGACCACAAGAGGAUGAAGGACCAGCUCGAGGCCCUUGUGCGCGGGACCAAUUACCGAGGCAAUGUCGACAUCACGUUCCCGGUCAAGGACAACAUUGUCAUCGUGUACAACGAGUGCAGGGUCAAUAGGUGGAGACUCACACCGUGGAUCGUGUGGUUGUGCUACCUCACUUUCCUCUGGCUGUUCACCUGGCCGUUCCUCUUCUUCCGGACCAAGAAGUUCGAGGUCGCUAUGGCAGACUGGCCCUUCUCCGUGACCGAAGAAAACGGCAACAAACGCUAUGUCAGCAUGUCGGAAGCCCACAUCUACAACCUGUGGGGCCGGGCCAUAAGUCGCGCAGUUCUGGACAAGCGCCAGGGGACGCUAGACCAGGCGGAUCUGAUUGCGUCCCAGACGGACCCCUCGGAGCCUUUCGGCAACAUCCUGGAAGGCGCGCCAAGGUUCCUUCGAGAGGGUAUCAAUGCCAUAACCGCGGUGAAUCGCCAACUCGGCUGGGGUGGGGAUUCGUUUUAGAGCGCAUUUGGAUGUUGGAUUUGGGUGCGUCUUGGAUCUUACCGGGUGGCUUGUCCGCGUCGUCUCGUGUGCCGGCGUUCUUCUGGGUUUUGCCAUAGUUGGUUCUUUGCACCCUGAUCCGGACUGCAUGCCGUGUCGUAUAUAGCACUUUGUACCUGCGCUCUUUGAACAUCUUCCACCGUGUUCUACGACGCGGCCUUG